This is a messenger RNA of Columba livia (rock pigeon), 1293 nucleotides long. RefSeq names its product regulator of hemoglobinization and erythroid cell expansion (gene RHEX). Bases 327 to 941 code for a protein of 204 amino acids. The transcript has 7 exons. The record is from RefSeq and is a predicted model, not a curated record. NCBI's taxonomy places the organism in Eukaryota, Metazoa, Chordata, Aves, Columbiformes, Columbidae.
CCUCUUCGAUCUCGCCAUACCCCAUCUCAGCAAAGAAGCUGCCUGCUACUGAUGUUUGGAUUUGGGGCUUAUUUUGCAAUUUCCUUUUGAACAGCUCAUUUUUCAGAUUGCUAUCUGCUGCAGCAGCCUCUCCUGCCCCACUAUAGGAAAUGAGCCAUUUGAGAAGGAUAUUUGGGGACAGAGCAGUUCAAUAAGGGAGGGGAAAAAUUCCAGCAAGAAAUGGAUUUUUAGCUUAGCAGUUGCCAAACUGGGGUCUCCUGCCUCUCUCUGUCCCCCCGAGACCUCCAGCGCGUCACCGGCCAUCGCACCGGCGCCUGGCAGGGAGGAUGAGCCCUUGCGAGUGGUGGGUGCUUGUUGCCAUCUCAGCUGUCACCUUGAUCCUAUAUGGUCUGCUCUUACUGAUACUUUACAUCAUGCUCAGCAGGAAAAUAGAAAGCCAUUUGUGCACCCGUCGGGCGAGCAGCAUCCCUGCGGCACAGCCCCGGCAGCCUCCGACCACGUCCGCCACAGGGGAAGGGACGCAGAGACCGACCUACGUGGGGAGCAGCGACACGUCUUCAGAGACCUCGGAGGACUCAGACAGCAGCCCCUCCUGCCCGCAGGGCCCUCGCCCAGAAGAAAAUCUCAAUUACACAUCCCUGGUGUUCCCGGGAAAAGGCUGCGGGCCGGGCUCCACUGAGGACUACGAGAACAUGAAGACGGGGGCAGACUACGUCAACGUGGACCCCAAAAAGAGGAAAGCAGAUUUCUGGCCCUGCACCAGCCCCGUGGAGUCCAAGACUAUCGAGUACACCGAGAAAACCGCCUCGAGGGUGGAGAGCAGGAUCCUGCCCACCCGCAGAGCAGCCCCUGCCUCGAGUCGUCGGCCUUUGCUCCAUCUCUCAUCCGCACGGAGCCUGGAAAGCAAUCACUUGGAAGGAAAAGGUGAAGGGGAGAAGUGAGCUGCAGAGACCCAGCAGCUGCAAACUGUACACCAGGGUGUGUUGUGGGGCAGGGGAAAGGACAACAGAAACACCUGCAAACGGCAAAUGCGCUGUAAAUUGCUGGAAAUCCAGAUGAGACUAUAGACUAUAGCAGAGCUGCAGCUCAGCACAGGGCCAGGAGCUCCCUGCCUCUUCUCCGAGUCUUCAAUGCAUCUUCCCACAACCUGUGCAAUUGCAACGUAUUUCCAUUGCCUGUGUAUACAGAUAUGUGUCUCCAUACACAAUUUCACUUUUGUUUUGCCACAUUAAGGCUUUGACUUUCACUUACCUGCUAUUUCAAUGAAAAAUAAAGCCGCUCAUCUACUGUCAA